GCGGACAGCGGCGGGGCCGGCCCGGGGCUUCCCGUGGGGCCGGGGGCCAUGGCCGGCGUGCAGCAGGGCGAGAAGCAGCUCUUCGAGAAGUUCUGGAGAGGCACCUUCAAAGCCGUGGCCACGCCGCGACCCGAGAGCAUCAUCGUGGCCAGCAUCACCGCCCGCAAGCCGCUGCCCAGCAGUGGGACGCUCAGCUGCCUGCCGUACCCUGCGGAGGACAGACGGCCCGAGAAGCUGAGCAGCUGUGUGGUCAGGGAGCCUGCCAGCGCCAAUGGCUGUGCCAAGGGGAGGGACAGACGAGACCGUGCCCACCGCAGGUCACGAAGCCAUUCGUGUGAUGGGGAGCGGCCGCUGCCGGCUCGGGGGAAGAAGAAGAAAAAGAAAUCCGGUCGCAAGAAGCGAAGGAGGUCUCCCUCCUACAGCCCUUCACCUGUGAAGAAGAAGAAGAAGAAAAGCUCCAAGAAGCGAAAAAGAAACAGGUUAUCAUCAAAGAAGAGAAGGCACAGUUCUUCAAGCCCCAAAAGUAAGAGAAAGGAAGAAAGAAAACACAAAAAACACUCUCGUGGGCGCACCCGGAAAUCCCAUCGGCAUCGCCGCUGCCACUCUCGCUCAGAGAGCUCCGACUCCCACUCCCCCAGCUGCCGGAGCAGGCACAGAGCCAGGUCUCGGGAGGAAGGGCGUAAAACACGGCGAAGACACUCCUGGCACCAUUCAAAGAUCACGGCAAAGAGAAGCUCCUCUGCUGAGGUUCAGGCCAGUCAAAAAGCCAGCCAAACCCUCCCACUCUACAGCUUCCUGUCUUCUAAGGAAGUAAGCGUGUGGGGCCAUGUGAGUCAGUGCUUGUACAGCCUUAUAAGGCAGCGUGGAGAGCAGAACCUCACACCACGCGCUGAUGUGUGCACGCACACGCAAAGGAAGAAAAACAAGAUCUCUCAGUCAGGGUCUUCUGCUGACCUCUUUACCAAAACAGACAGCCCGCCUGGCAACCUAGCCAGCCAGAAUGGAGAGUAUCAUGAAUAUGACUCAGGAAACGAUACUUCCUCCCCUCCCUCCACUCAAACGAGCUCAUCCAGGUCAAAGGACAGCCAGGAGAAAAGAAGUCUAGUCCAUGAUGGCUUUGGCCAUGCCUUCUCGUCCGGGAAGCCCAAACUGGCCAACAGCGAUAACAGCUCUGAUUCAGGAAAUUCCUUCACCAGUUGCUUUUCCCACACCAAGGGAACAGCUUUGGAAAAUCUGUCUCCAGAUGCCCAGGGACAAGACCGAAGAGCGUGCCUAUCCUCAUGUCUCGGUUCCUCAGAGGAGAAGAAGCGAAACUUCCUCCCCUCACCAGCCCACAGCUCCCCGCUCAGGCCUGGCUCCCGCAGCGACUCCUACACCAGCACGGGCAGGUCCUCCCCCGGCUCCAGCCGCUCCCGCUCCUCGCACCACAAGGCCUCUCCCAGGUACUCCCGAAGCAGGUCCUGCUCCUCGGGAAAGAGGUCCUCCACACGUUCCCCCAGCUAUUCCUCCAAAUCCUGCAAAAAAAGUCCUGGGAGUAGAAGUUCAAGGCCUCGCCGGAGCCCCAGUUACUCCCGCUACAGCCGGAGCAGGGACCGCGAGCGGGAGCACAAGUACAGCUCCAGCGAGAAGGAGUCGCACCGGGAGCGGCAGCGGCGCCGUCGCUCCUAUUCCCCCCUGAGGAAACGCCGGAGAGACUCUCCCAGCCACCUGGAAGCUCGGCGCAUCACAAGUGCCCGCAAACGCCCCAUCCCCUACUACCGUCCCAGCCCCUCCUCCUCCAGCAGCGCCGGCAGCUAUUCCUCCUGGUCCAGCAGCUUCAGCCGCUCCCCGAGCCGCAGCCGGAGCUACUCCAGCUACCGGACGAGCCGGAGCCGAAGCUGGAGCAGCAGCCGGAGCUCGGGCCCCAGGAGCAGCCGCAGCAGGAGCAGGAGCUAUGACUCAGGAGCCAGCUCCGACAGCCUGCGUCGUUAGGGAGUGCCACUGCUGGCUGACAGCGGGUGCCGCCGUCACCGCCACAUUCCUGGCAUUCUCCGCUUCCUUCCCACCUACCUGGCCAUCGAUAGCAAUCAUCCCCGAUACUGACGUGGUGGCAUUGCCGGGGCCCCCUUCCCCGGAUCGGAGUAAGAGUCCUGGAUCAGUCCCAGCUCCCCAGGCCAGGCUGGAAGAAGGGUCGGUGCUUUACAGAGGGUCUGUCACGACAGACCUGCUCCAUCCUCCCCGAUGCUCCCAUCUCUCCAUUGCUACUGCUCUCCAAAGCACUACCAGUGGGUCCAAAGGCAAGAUUCUGCUCCUUGCUCUUCUGACAAACCAGGAAGCAAUGAAUUAACUUCUGUUGGAGAGACAGACCCAGCUGGGGAGGAGUUUGCUUCGGUGAUGGGGGGGAUGGCUGUCCCCACCAAGGCAAAUAUCACAUCCUUUGGGUCUCUCCUCCAGAGCUGCUGCCCACUCUGCAGAGAAAAUACUUAUUUUUUGCCAGUCAGCCAGUCCCUGCUAUAAUUAGAAGGCUAGAAAUCCCUCCUGAUGUACUUGCUGGGGGAAAAAAAAAGGCUGUUUGCUCUUUCUCCUGCCCUUUCCUACCAGGUAGCAGCACCUUUUGCAGUGUUUUAUCCCCCUAGCACUGAAUAGCUUGCAAACCACCUGCUGAGGUCUGAAGCAGACCUGGGGCUGGUGAGGCACAAGGGACGGGGGACGUGGUGCUGUGCUGUGCUCCAGGGGCCAGGCCACGUGUGGGAGACAGUGGCCAUGGGCUUCCCUUCUCGGGGCAAGCCUCGGACAGUUUGGGUUUCAGUUCUUCAGGGACCAUUGUCCUCAGAGUGUAUUGCUGGUGGGACCAGAGGGAGGUGCAGAGAUAGCAGCUGUGGGGUGCAGUCAGAACACACAGGGUUAAAAGGGCAUUGCAAGAGCCAUGGGACCCCAAUUCCCCUUCCUCAAAACACACAACAGUUUCAGGGAGGAUUCCAGGCAAUGGUUCCUCCUUGAGCCCCUCUGGCUGCCCCAGGGCAGGAUCAGCAGCACAGGCUGCAGCAGGAUGCACUGGUGCCCCAGUUUGUUACUGGGAGGCCAGAGCAGUGCAGGGGGACAGGAAGGGCCCCCCACUAAUUGCCUGUUUUUCUAGGGAGCCACAGGCUGUCCUGGGCCCUGGGGUUUUGUCUCCCUGCCAGCCCAGCUGCCUGCGCAAUUACUGUGUUUUGCCGGGUAACAAAGGCUUCUCCCAGCACAGGCUGAGCUGGUGCUGAGGAGUUUAUUUCUCUUACAACACCUGGGUGCUUAGAGACGCUAAUUUGGGCUUAAGACUUCCCUCCCUCCCUUUUUCCAUCCCCUCCCCUUCUAUCCUGCACGAUUAUUAACGAGUUUGGGCUUAAUGAGUCAAGGAGGUGUGUGUUGUUUAAGUGUUACAGCAAAGGGCUGAGUGGAGCCACCAUCUGCAGGAGGAGAGGGGUAGGAAGGAACAGAACCCACCCCCCACCCCCCAUCUACAGAAUUACCUACAGGCCCCUGACAGCCAGAGAAGGGACAAAGCAGCAAGGGGAGGAGGCCAUGAGCUGCUGUGGUGGAAGUGGAUGAUCAGCUCAGCAAGCCCAUAAAUCUGUUAUCUGUUGGAAAGGUACAGCAGUGCAGGCAGGGAUUCCAUCUGGGUGGUACAAGAGGAAGUUUUACGUCAGGGAUCUCUUUUCCUGUGUUUUUCCUGGUGCUGGUCCCUCUUGUCCUGUGCCUUCAAUGGCCAAAACUCUAAAGGCAGUGUGAGGAUGAGGGAGCUGAAGUGGAGAGCUGGGCACUGGUAUGGUUGGUGGCUUAGUGGGUAUGUGUCCAUCUUCUGGAAGGGCCCUUCCUAGGGGACAAAGAGAAGCACUCCUGGUAGGACUGAGCAAAUACUCCAGGGCUGUGGUUGAGGGAUCAAAGACAGGAUGGAGCUGCCUUCCCUCCUGUGCUGGCCCCAGCAGCUGCCCCUUGCCCACCUUCUGCAGCAAACUCCCUCUCAAAAGGGCUGAAAACCUCAUGCUUCUUUCCCAAAGAGUCUCCCCAGUUUGAUGCUGAAAUACCCCAUCCUUCUGCUCCCUGGGAAGAUCCAAAGGCAGUGAUGGGAACCCCAGCUUCAGGAGCAGGCUCCUGCCCCUUGGCACCCCGUAACACACACACAGAGCUGUAGCAACGAAGCAGCGAGCCCGAAGAUCCAAAACUAGGAAAGAAAAGAAGAGGGGCUUUGUGCAACUGAUGUAAAUACCAAACACUCUCUGGGGUCCUCGUGGCUGGGGACAGAUGAUGGAAGCACCACACGAGGGUUAGCAGCAUCCACUCCCUGUGGGUCAGGAGAUGACCCCGAGGGUUGUGUGGGGCUGAUGGCAGCUCCUGCACUCGUCCAGCUGAUCCCUACAUCAAGGACUGCCUCUGCCUGCACAGUCUGUGGCAGCUAAAUGCUCCUGGGGUUUCCCAAGCAGACUUGCAUUGGAGUAAAUCUCUUUAAAUUAUUUAUUUAUUUAACUUAUUAUUAUUAUUAUUAUUAUUAUUAUUAUUUUAUUUUUAAUUGUAUGUCAGAAUGGACCAGUAUUUAUUUACUCUAAUUUCGCCCCCCCCCCUCAACGUUAAGUUAUUUUUGGAUCUGUUUGUUUGUUCAAAUGUAUCCAUGCCGCCGGUCUCGUGUAAAGGUUUACAGCUCUGGCCCCUCACGGUGAGGUGGCCGGAGGAGUGACAGUCACUCCUGCUGCCACCGUGUCCCUCUGCGCUCCCCGGAGCAGGGCGGAGAGCACGGCACGGACAAAGGGACGCAGGGCAGAGCUGCGUGUUUUCGCGUUGGAAUCUCGGGUUUCUCACUAGAUUUGCGCAGGAAUGUGAUGGGUGUGACACAGAAACGGGUCUAGGACGGGUGUAGGAGGUGUCGGCGGGGGUCUGCUGGCCGGCCGAGCGCGGGGUGCUGGCAGUGCCACCGGGGAAGUGUCGCUGGCCCGGUGCCAGCUGGCCCCGCGCUGUUUGCCUUGGCUCCGCCGCCAGAGCUCAACCCGAAACCCGGCUCUCCGCAGCCACCGCCGCUUUCCCUGGGAGGAUGCCGUCGCCAGGACUCCCCUGCCGUGUUUAUCCCUGCGCGCUGACCCACCCAUGGGAAAACAAAAGAGAUGAGACUGUGAGAGACUGAACCCUGCGGAAAGUCCUUGCAAAAUCCAGCCUCUGGUGACGGACCUGACCAAGUCUGUGUGUGUAUGUGUGUAUGUGCACAUGUGGAUGUACAUGUGAGUUUCCCUCGGUGUUAUUUAUUUUUUAACUUAUUUAAUAUUUUUAGUACAAGCUUUAGUACACCCUCCCUGUUAGCGUACAGACGGGGUUUCUGUGGGUUUGCGUGAAGCUGUGGGUUUUUCUGUCUCUGUGCCUUUUGCCAGUGCUUUUUUUAAUUUAUUUUUUUAACAUUAUUUCUCUUAUUCACUGCUUUUAUGGAUUUUUGCUCUGUAUCCAACAUCUCAGAUUGCUGCAGGUGCUCUCUGCAAAGAGCAGGUUCACCUGGUGGAAAGGCAGCUUGGUCAUUUUGGUGUUGGUGGCUCUCUGCUGUGGUCAGACACACAAGGGGUGUUCAGGGCUGAACGUCAGGAUAAUAUAAUAAUAAUAUCUUGGCUGUUUUUUGGAAGGCCUGUCUCACACUCAAAGGCUCUUUCCCUCCCAUGAUUUUGAAUCACCCCACAAGCAUCCCUGCUGCCUUUCCCUGGCAGCUCCCAGUGUCUCCCUGACCCUGGAGACGUUGACUCUCCCCAUUCACUGGGCCUGCCUUGGCUAUGGGUUUGUCCCCACAAGGGACACUUGUCCCACCUCUCCCAACCCCAAGCUCCAGAAAAUCCAACACCAUUUCUAAAGGUUUGCUGGGAAGCAAGAUGAGGGAUGUUUCCAAGCACUAUUCUGUUCUUUCUCCAUUGGUUGCAGCACUCAGCUGAGCUUUGCUUUAUGUUGACUGCAAUUUUCUCAAUGUUUUUGCUGUUUUGGGGACUGACUUUGUACCAAACUUGUCUGCAACAGCCAAUCAUCAUUAUUUUGCUAUGCAUUGUACAUAUAUUGAACAGGCUGAGAGGACUUGGCCUCUAUUUAAUAUUUAUUUCUUCUAUUUAUUAUUGCUUUAAAAAAAGCUAUUUGGGUCAUGCUGUUGGGUCCAUGAAGGCAAGAGCCUUUGAAGUGUUGCCAGAUAUGUUGGAGAGAGGAAGGCAAAUUUGGCUCAUUUGGACCUCACCACCAGUACUUGGAGAGAAACCUCAUUGUGAUGGAGAUAGGCAAGGCAGGAGAAACCUCUCCAUCUCCUUGAACCAGCUUCUGUUGACAAAUCACACCCCCCUGGAAAGGUGUGGAGAAUUCAGAGGUAACAAACCAGCUCUGGUGGAGGAAUAACCCUGCUCCUCUUCCUCUUCCACGUGAUACAGGGCUGCCAUCACCAAAAAUCCCUGGAGUUCUCUGAUCUCCCACUGCUGAUCUCCCCUUUAGGGGGCAGGAACACUGGUCACCCUUUGCAUCAGUGAUGAGGAAGGGGAUAGGAUGGAAGUGACUGACCAUGGUCUCCACCAGGAAGCAAGGAUGUCCACCCUGCCCCAUCCUGAGACCCUCGUGCCAUGUCCUGCUUUGCCCCCUUCCCCAAGCUUUGUGCUUCGCCCUGAUGUGAGCUCAGUAGCCAGGGCAGGACUGGGGAGGCCUCCCCUGUUGUCUCCAACUCGAGCAGAGCUUGCUGCAGGCAUCCUCCCCCAGCUUUGAGAAGAGCGUGAGAUGUGCUAAAAUUCCCACCCCGUCCCAGCGUGGCUCCACCAAAGCCGCAGCCGCUGCUCUGCUCCCUCGGGCGGGAGGUGUUUGUGCUCAGCAGCAGGAGAGUGCCCAGCACUGGGCUGUUCCCACAGAGCUCACCAGGAGCUGCUGCGUGCUCAGGCUCUCAGGGUAUUGCUUUGAGAAAGGGGAAGGUUCAGGUGCCUAAGGGAAUGCUUUACCCUUUAGGGUCUGAUGGGGUUUUAUUACCUCUUCACCAGAGAAUACAUAAUUCUCAUGGCUUUGCUGCUGUCUGGCAGUUUGCAUGUGACUGGGAGGGUCUCCAAAGCAGCAGUGUCAUGGUCAAGCACCCCAGCUUUUGGGCUAUUGCAUGGAGAACAACACCCUCACCAGCCCAGGGCAGCUCUCCACCUUUGAAACCCGGGCAAUGAGGACAAGAUUUAGAACAAAAGCCAAGAUGUGAGGAAAAGCCACGAGGAAACGGUGUCUCUGUUCUCUGCCUGUUGGUUGAUUCCACCCCCAACGACACCGGCGCAUCUGUUCGUUUGAGUUCAUUGUAAAGCUCCCCUUGCUCUCCAUCCACAUGCGUUCUGUAUCCUUUUGUCUUCCUGGGUGUUUGAGUUGUUAGCCUGGUUAGAAAAAGGUUCCAAUAAAGGUUCGGACAGUA
This is a messenger RNA of Parus major (Great Tit), 7387 nucleotides long. It is a transcript of the gene SRRM4, whose product is annotated as serine/arginine repetitive matrix 4. Lineage: Eukaryota; Metazoa; Chordata; Aves; Passeriformes; Paridae. Gene Ontology annotation, cellular component: nucleus. Gene Ontology annotation, molecular function: mRNA binding. Gene Ontology annotation, biological process: regulation of RNA splicing; neuron maturation; mRNA processing. The coding region runs from base 49 to 1971 and encodes 640 amino acids. The record is from RefSeq and is a predicted model, not a curated record. The transcript has 14 exons.